This is a messenger RNA of Cucumis sativus (cucumber), 1642 nucleotides long. Its product is annotated as protein SAR DEFICIENT 1. The transcript is spliced from 6 exons. Gene Ontology annotation, molecular function: calmodulin binding; DNA-binding transcription factor activity; sequence-specific DNA binding. The coding region runs from base 76 to 1401 and encodes 441 amino acids. Gene Ontology annotation, cellular component: nucleus. Lineage: Eukaryota; Viridiplantae; Streptophyta; Magnoliopsida; Cucurbitales; Cucurbitaceae. The record is from RefSeq and is a predicted model, not a curated record. Gene Ontology annotation, biological process: regulation of salicylic acid biosynthetic process.
CCAUAAAUUCUAUAAAUACUACCUAUGCCCUAAUCCAGUAAAGCCAAUGCAACUCUUCUUCCUUCAACAAUUAGAAUGUCAUCAAAAAGACCCUUCACCGAAAUUGAUUCAUGUACCGAUCAGCAGAUUCAGACGAAACGACCUCGCCAGUCGUUUGCCUCGAUCAUUGGGGAAGUUGUAAUGGUGAAUUCCUUAAGACAUUUAUCAAAAGCACUGGAACCAUUACUCAGACGUGUGGUGAAUGAAGAAGUCGACCGGUGUUUGAUUCGUUAUUCAAGAUCAUUAACCAGAGCAUCUUCUUUAAAGAUACAACCCUUAGAACCAUCUAGUUUUCAGUUAUAUUUUGUGAAUAAUCUUCCCUCUACUAUUUUUACUGGGAGUAAAAUUACCGACGUUGAGAGUCGACCACUCAGAAUCGCUAUCGAAGUAGGUGGUGAAGAUCCGUCGUUGCUGCCUAUUUCAGCGUUGUUGAAAAUUGAAAUCGUUGUUUUGGAUGGGGAAUUUGCGUCGGGAGAUCGGGAGGAUUGGACGGCUGAGGAAUUUAAUGCUAGCAUUGUUAAGGAAAGAUCUGGAAAGAGGCCACUGCUUCACGGCGAAAUGAAUGUAGUUCUUAGGCACUGUGCUGCGACGAUUGGGGAUCUUGAAUUCACCGAUAACUCAAGUUGGAUAAGGAGCAGAAAGUUUCGGUUGGGAGCCCGAAUUGUUUCCGGUUCGGACCGAGAUAAAUUCCCCCGCAUUAGGGAAGCCAUAACCGAACCUUUCGUGGUUAAAGAUCAUCGUGGUGAAUUGUACAAGAAGCAUUACCCUCCAAUGUUGAAUGAUGAAGUAUGGCGACUGGAAAAGAUUGGGAAAGAAGGAGUGUUUCACAAAAAAUUAAGCAAUUACAAUAUCAAAACAGUUCAAGAAUUUUUACAGCUUUACACUAUUGAUCCACAAAAACUAAGAACGAUUUUAGGGGUAGCAAUGUCUGAAAAGAUGUGGGAUGCAACAGUAAAACAUGCAAAAACUUGUGAAUCAGGAAGCAAGCUCUACAUGUUCCGUGGACCCAAUUUCUUGCUGUUUUUGAACCCAAUUUGUGAAGUUGUUAGAGCCAUGAUUGGAGAACAAAUAUAUUCGUCUCGAGACCUCCACAAUAUCCCCCAGGAUUACUUGAAGAAUUUGAGGAGACAAGCAUUUGAUAACUGGGCUUCCCUACAAGACUUUGAAGGAAACUUGAGAGAAUCAUUGUCAUUAACACAAGGCAAUGAAGGCAGUGAGUUUCUAGUUGGGAAAUCUUUGCUUCAAAGUAGCUAUGAGUUUCUAAGUGGGCAACUCGAAUGCCAAGAUUGGGAUUCCAAUUCCGAAAAUCAGUUUAAUAUCUCUGCAAGAAUCGAAGGGAAUUUUCACUGUAAUUUUGGAUAGUUUGUUCUUAUCAUCACAAUUAAAUAGCUGCUCUUGUAUUAUCAGUUAUCCACCAAUUUUCACCUCCAGACUACUACUAUUCCUAUGGUCAAUAAAAUUCAGUUUGUUUCCAAAUUUGUUUAACACUCUUGGGCGUUGAAUGAAAUGCCAAAUUGAGUGAUUUUCCUCUCUGCUUCUCAUUCUCUCUCACAUUAAGUUUCAAUUGACUUUAACUAUGAAUAAAACCAUUGACUUGUAAAAA